Molecule: messenger RNA, 1779 nt
Organism: Castor canadensis (American beaver)
Lineage: Eukaryota; Metazoa; Chordata; Mammalia; Rodentia; Castoridae
Gene: Kprp
Product: keratinocyte proline rich protein
Source: RefSeq, a predicted model, not a curated record
AUGUGUGAUCAGCAGCAGAUUCAGUAUUGCCUGCCUGUCUCCCAGUGCUGUGUCAAAGGUUCCUCAUUUGGUCCCUCCCAGUUCCCCAAUGCCAAUGGUCAGGUGGUGGUCCAAGCCCCUUGUGAGAUGCAAAUUUUGGAGUGCCCUGCACCAUGCUCAGUUCAAGCUUCCCAAGCUCCAUGCAAAACUAAGACCACCCAGGUGAAGUGCCAGGCUCCAUGCAAGACGAAGACCACCCAGGUGAAGUGCCAGGCUCCAUGCAAGACUAAGACCACCCAGGUGAAGUGUCAAGCUCCAUGCCAGACUCAAAUCUCCUGUGUCCAGUGCCAGGCUCCAUGCCAGUCCUACGUGCAAUACGAAGUCCCACAACCUAUUCAGACUUGCUACGUAGAAUGUGCUCCAGUUUAUUAUACACAAACUCGUUAUGUGGAAUGCCCAGUGCAGACCUAUGUACCAGCUCCGCAGCCUGUCCAUAAUUAUGUAGAAUGUCAACCAGUGGGCCCGGCUCAGGGAAGCUUUUCUACCCAGUGCCAGUAUCAGGGCUCCUACAGCAGCUGCAUCCCCCAAUUCCAGUCAGGGGCUUCCUACACCAGCUGUGCCCCACAGCGUCAGCCCCAGUCUUCCUAUGGCAGCUGUGCCCCCCGAUUCCAGUCUGGGGCCUCUUACACCAGCUGUGCCCCCCAGCGUCAGUCUCGAGCUUCCUUUAGCACUUGUGCACCACAGUGCCAGGCCGGGAGCUCCUAUGGCAGCUUCUCUGGGCAGCGUCUGUCUCAGAGCACCAGCCGAUGCCUCCCUCCUCGUCGGCUGCAGCCUUCUUACCGUAGCUGUUCCCCACCACGACGUUAUGAGCCCUCUUACAGCAGCUACCUGCCAUCACGAUGCUCUUCGGGUUCCUACAACUACUGUACCCCACCCCGCCGCUCUGAACCCAUCUACAACAGCCACUGCCCUAGGGGCCCUGGCUCAGCUCAGAGAUGUGGACCCAAGUGCCGAAUAGAGAUUUCCCACCCCUGCUGCCCCAGGCAGGUUCCCCCACAGAGGUGUCCUGUUCAGAUUCCUCCCAUCAGAGGCCGCUCCCAGAGCUGUGCUCCACAACCCUCCUUUGGGGCCUCCUGCCCAGAACUGAGACCAUGUGUAGAGCCACGUCCACUCCCAAGGUCCUACCCGCCACAGCGUCUUGACCGGUGUCCAGAGCCAUCAUGGCAACGAUACCCACUUCCUGCUCCACGACCAUGUCCACGCCCAGAGCCAUGCCCAAGUCCAGAACCCCGCCCAUGUCCUCCACUAAGGAGAUUUUCAGACCCUUGUUUGUGUCCGGAACCACGUCCAGCUCCACGUCCAGCUCCACGUCCAGCUCCCCGCCCAGCCCCACGUCCGUGCCCCGUGCAGUGUGAAAAUCCAGAGCCACGUCCAUGCUCGCAGUCCUAUGAGCACCGAGAUCCUUGUCCAUGUUCAGAGCCAAUUCCCCUUCCAGCGCCCUGCUCAAGCCCUGAGCCAAGUGGAGAGCCGAUUCGCUGUCCCAUCCCCUGCUCUGGGCCAAAUCCAAUUCCGUACUCAGGAGACCUAGGCUGCCUCGAGUCCAAUCCGUGCCGACUAGAUACCGAGGGCCCUAGCUGUGGUCCGUAUAGUUGCAACCAGGGCCAAGAGAGUGGCGCUGGCUGUGGAUCUAGUGAUGUAUUUCCAGAGCCACAGGGUAUAGAUGGCUGUGGAGACCAAGGAAACACCUAUUCUGGAGUGAAAGGUGGAGGCUAUGCUGAAGUAAAGUGUGCCUACUUUUAA